Messenger RNA from Acanthosepion pharaonis, 1158 nucleotides. NCBI's taxonomy places the organism in Eukaryota, Metazoa, Mollusca, Cephalopoda, Sepiida, Sepiidae. The record is from the annotation of a GenBank genome assembly.
AUGGAUGAAUUUUUCUUUUUCUCUUUUUCUCCCUUUUUCUCUCCUUCCCCUUUCUUUAUUCUCUCCUUCCCCUUUCUUUAUUCUCUCCUUCCCUUUCUUUAUUCUUUCCCUUUCUUUAUUCUCUCCUUCCCCUUUCUUUAUUCUCUCCUUCCCCUUUCUUUAUUCUCUCCUUCCCCUUUCUUUAUUCUCUCCUUCCCCUUUCUUUAUUCUCUCCUUCCCCCCUUUUUAUUCUCUCCUUCCCCUUUCUUUAUUCUCUCCUUCCCCUUUUUAUUCUCUCCUUCCCCUUUCUUUAUUCUCUCCUUCCCCUUUCUUUAUUCUUUUCCCCUUUUUUUAUUCUUUUCCCUUUCUUUAUUCCUCCUUCCCCUUUCUUUAUUCUCUCUUCCCCCUUUCCUCUCCUUCCCUUUUUCUCCUUCCCUUUCUUUAUUCUUUCCCCUUUCUUUAUUCUCUCCUUCCCCUUUCUUUCUUCUCUCCUUCCCCUUUCUUUAUUCUCUCCUUCCCCUUUCUUUAUUCUCUUUCCCCUUUCUUUAUUCUCUCCUUCCCUUUCUUUAUUCUCUCCUUCCCCUUUCUUUAUUCUCUCCUUCCCCUUUCUUUAUUCUCUCCUUCCCCUUUCUUUAUUCUCUCCUUCCCCUUUCUUUAUUCUCUCCUUCCCCUUUCUUUAUUCUCUCCUUCCCCUUUCUUUAUUCUCUCCUUCCCCUUUCUUUAUUCUCUCCUUCCCUUUUUUAUUCCUUCCCCUUUCUUUAUUCUCUCCUUCCCCUUUCUUUAUUCUCUCCUUCCCUUUUUUUUAUUCUCUCCUUCCCCUUUCUUUAUUCUCCCUCCCCUUUCUUUAUUCUCUCCUUCCCCUUUCUUUAUUCUCUCCUUCCCCUUUUUUUUUCUUCUUCCCCUUUCCUCUCCCCCCUUUCUUUUAUUCUCUCCUUCCCCUUUCUUUUCUCCUUCCCCUUUCUUUAUUCUCUCCUUCCCUUUCUUUAUUCUCUCCUUCCCCUUUCUUUAUUCUCUCCUUCCCCUUUCUUUAUUCUUCCCCUUCCCCCUUUCUUUAUUCUCUCCUUCCCCUUUCUUUAUUCUCUCCUUCCCCUUUCUUUAUUCUCUCCUUCCCCUUUCUUUAUUCUCUCCUUCCCCUUUCUUUAUUCUCAUUCUCAAGCCAAACAAUGUUACAAGAAAUGA